Molecule: messenger RNA, 950 nt
Organism: Oppiella nova
Lineage: Eukaryota; Metazoa; Arthropoda; Arachnida; Sarcoptiformes; Oppiidae
Source: the annotation of a GenBank genome assembly
AUGGUUUACGGUUUGGGAUCUAAUUAUUGGGGAUCACUUGGUUUGGGACACAAUGAUGUCGUCAAUUCAUCACAAAUUAUAGGGGAAUUGUGUCACAAGAAUAUCACACAAUUCUUCAAUGGAAACGACUUUGUGUUAGCACUCACUCAACAUAAUUGUAUCUAUGGUUGGAGUCGUAAAGGAAAGGGACAGUUAGGAAUCGCACCCAAGAAUACAGAUGCUUUAUACUUAGAACCUGGACUUUUUGAUCCGAAAUAUAUCGAUAAUAAGACUAUUAACCAAAUAAGUUGUGGUUAUUUACACACAAUGAUUCUCACGAGUGAUGGCUGUGUCUAUGGAUGGGGUUAUAAUAUGUUCGGACAGUUAGGUUGUGGACCAGACAGUGAUAUACGAAAAGGGGACACAUUUCGAGUAAAUUUCAAUCCUAAUCACGAAAUUAAAGGCAUUUAUUGUUGUAAUUACUCUUCAUUUGCCAUCACAUCUGAGGGACAGGUGUUUAGUUGGGGUCGAAAUGAUUUCUAUGAUUUAGGACACAAUUCAUCGGAUAAUAUAUGGGAACCACAACUCAUUGAAGCGAUGACUGGUAUUGUGACUAUCUGUUCCGGUGGUCGCAUUACAUACUUCUUAUCAAACGAUGGAUUCAUUCAUUUUUGCGGUGAAUAUAGGAAUGAAAACAACGAACUUGUUUCCGAAGCGAAUGAAUACAACCGUUUGUUCGAAGAGUUGUAUCGAUUAGGUUCGGGAGCUUUUGGGGAAAUGCUGACCAAUUACGGGAAUGUAUGCGAGAAAUGCAAAAUUUGAUAAAAGUUAGGUCAGAAUAUUGUGUCCAAUAUAUAAGUCAAUGGAAUGAAAACGAUGUGUAUUACAUUCAAAUGGAGUUGUGUUCCCAUAGUCUGCAGAACAUUCUUCAACACAAACCACAAGUAUUUGGUCGACAACCGGAAGAACCC